This is a messenger RNA of Physeter macrocephalus (sperm whale), 4401 nucleotides long. It is a transcript of the gene HOXC6, whose product is annotated as homeobox C6. The transcript has 2 exons. The record is from RefSeq and is a predicted model, not a curated record. Gene Ontology annotation, molecular function: RNA polymerase II cis-regulatory region sequence-specific DNA binding; DNA-binding transcription factor activity, RNA polymerase II-specific. The coding region runs from base 2962 to 3693 and encodes 243 amino acids. Gene Ontology annotation, biological process: regulation of transcription by RNA polymerase II; anterior/posterior pattern specification. Lineage: Eukaryota; Metazoa; Chordata; Mammalia; Artiodactyla; Physeteridae. Gene Ontology annotation, cellular component: nucleus.
AAGAGUGUGUUGGAAAUUAAUUUUGCCGAAAGUCUUUAAGCAGUAGGGAAUUUAUUUCUAUUUCUGCUUCCCCUUCUCCCCCCGUCCAGCAUUUCUGCCUUUUUCCCCCAGCAGCUGGUUCCUGUUCAUUAUAAAUCGGUGAGACCUUUCAGUCUCUGCCCUCUGUUUAGGGACGUAAUAAAACACUUAACUUUCCGGGCCUGAGACUUACAUUCUGUUCCUCAGGUCGCCCACCCCCGCGCCCACCGCUUUUAGGCCCUAAAGGAGACUCUCCCCAACUUUGGGGCCCCUUUCCCCUCCAGACUUGGUUUAGGAGGGGCUCAAGGAAACCCAGGCAUCCUUGCUGGGGAGCUGCAGCACAUGUUUCCCCAGAAGCCCCUUCUUUCUUUCAAGGUCCUUUCUUCCCCCACCCACCCAUGAAAGAGAUUUUAAAAUACGUAGAAAAUCAACACUCAUUGAAAGCGAAACCUCUUUAAGACAUCCUAUCUUCCAUCAUUCAAUUUGUUGUACAUUGCAACAAUUUAAUAUCUUGAAGGAAAUAUCACUGACAUGAUUUAUCCCUCUAGCAAUCUCUCUCUGAAAAGGAGGUGGGGGUGGGGAGGGAAUUUACUCUCUCUUCUGGCCUCUUUUACGUGUUACACUGCUACCCUUAGGGCAGAAUUGAGGAUGGGAACUCUGAGAGCGGCUACUUGUAUCCAGGGGUGCACUGACUUGCUCCUUAAUUCAGCCCCCUCGGUCUUCCACCCCUUCCCCAGUUCUCUCUCCCUCUCCCUCUUGCCCUCCAGGGGGCCUGGAGCCCCAGCCAGCUGUUGGAAACCACUGCCCAGGCAUGCCACGAAUUCAAUUCGAGGACAGCUGGAUUCCAGAGCGAAAAGCAGCUCACGCUGGUGUCUGUUUGUGUACCUGCCAUGGCACCCCAAAAUGAGACAACUCAUCUCAAAAUUUCUUCCUUAAUUUAAGAAUCCUCCUCUACACUUCACCUUCAUCUCCUUGGGGAGAGGAAAGUAUGGUCCAAGAGGGGGAACCUUAAUAACUAUAGGGGCCUUCCCCCUGCCCUUCUAAAUACCAACACAUUUCCCUCCUUUCUGAAGGACUGGGGCUGUAUUUUUAAAAGCCAACACAAAUUGUCUCGCAGGAAGACUCUUCCAUCCCGUAACGAGGUUCAUGUAUUAACUAACAUGUUGUCUCCAUCAGCUCCUACACAGUCUGCUUUUGGGUUCGAAACUUUAUUUUUCCCCCCUAGCGACACUCCAGGGAAACCUUAACGUUACAGAAGAUGAAUAAACGAGUUUUUUUCCCAGCGUAGUCCCGUUUAUGGCUUUAUUGCUACCCAUUGAUUACUCCGCUUUGUUACACAGAAGGAAAAGAUCAUAAAAUCCGGAGACAUCCGGGUUCUUGUUAUAGCCAGUUUCCCACCACCACCAAAAAAUGGUGAGGCGAAAAUAUGAGCUUCCACUGCUCCCUUCGUUUGCCCCACUGACCCCCUCUUUGUCAACUCAAAGCAUUUUCAGCCUAUGUUACGAUAUCAAAAUAAGUUUGGAUUAAUCAGGGGAAAAAAAAAAAAAGAACAUCUGCACACCUUCCGCUGUUUCUGUUUGCCCACUGCGGCUCUCUCAGAAGCCUCGGACACAGCCGCCUUUUCCUAACCUUCUCUUCCUUUUUCUCAGCCCCCAGGUGGGAAGAAAAUGGAGGUAGGGGGCUGCUGAGAGGCCCGACCCCACUAGGUGUGGCCGGCCCUUGGGUGAGAGCACCCCGGGAAACCUUGGCUGGAAUCUCCAAGCCCCAGGGCUCAGGUCCAGGGGCACCUCCCUUGGCAGGACAGAGAGUCCGAGGGGGCAGGGGCUUCUGACCUGGGCAGGGGCUUUGAGCCUGCAAGACACUCACUGUCCAUCAGAACCCCGCCGGCCUUCUCUUUCUGGCUGGAUCCUAUGUGAAUUACCCCAACGGCCCUGGCUGGCUCUAAAUCAUAAAUUCUCACCAACAUAAACAGGAGUUGAUGUGUCUAGAAAGACUCUCAGAGUUCUUUCUUCUUCUUUUCUUCCUUUUUUUCUCUCUCUCCCACCUUUUACUUUUUUCUCUUCCUUUCCUAUUUAUUUUAAAAAUAAAUCUUCCCUUUUAGGCAAAAAUGCUUCAAGAGUUUCCCCCAAAAGGGGUCCUGAGGAGGAGGUAGACGGGGGGGGGGGGGCUAGGAGGAAGAGGAAGCAGAUGCAUGGCUACUUUGCACACCUCAGCUCUGCCACUGCACCCUGAAGUCUCACUCUUCCCUCUUUAGACUUAGGGACUCCCCACAUGCUCCCUCCACCCCAGACUCUCCUUCCUCUGAGCACCAUGUUUUAUGCAAUUUCUUUCCACUUUUGAGUUUUUUUAAAAAAUUAUUGGGAAAAAUAUAUUGGUUUAAUGAUGUGGACUCACUCCAUGGAGUAUCAAACCAGGAUUUCCUGUAGGAUUUCUGGGGAUCUCCCUGAGCUGGGAGGGAGUUCCUCCCAUGGAGAAAUCAAGAUGUAAUUUUAGAAGGGGGCAGAUAUAAAAGAUGAAAUCAGAUUGAAAAUACAGGGAUUUCUCCAGCCCUGGCUGUGGCUACAGCACAGUAAAGUUAGCUGGAGCUUAGAGAUUUCCUGGGAGUGCAGCUCUCCUUUUCUGGGCCCCAAGGCCCUGCUCGGGGACAUUCACCCUUCCUUCACCUUCAAAUCAGUUCCCUUACAUAUAUAUUUUUAAAAGAAAUCCAAGUCUUACUUUCAAAGCACACACUUAGUCUCAACUAGGGAAUCAACAGAAGCAGAAGCGAUUUUUUUCCCCCUUCUUGACAUCUGGCUUGCGAUUGGCUGGGAGGGGGUCAGCUGACUUUGUCAUUUUGUCUGUCCUGGAUUGGAGCCGUCCCUAUAACCAUCUAGUUCCGAGUACAAACUGGAGACAGAAAUAAAUAUUAAAGAAAUCAUAGCCCGACCAGGUAAAGGCAAAGGGAUGAAUUCCUACUUCACUAACCCUUCCUUAUCCUGCCACCUCGCCGGGGGCCAGGACGUCCUCCCCAACGUCGCCCUCAAUUCCACCGCCUAUGAUCCAGUGAGGCAUUUCUCGACCUAUGGAGCGGCCGUUGCCCAGAACCGGAUCUACUCGACUCCCUUUUAUUCGCCACAGGAGAAUGUCGUGUUCAGUUCCAGCCGAGGGCCGUAUGACUAUGGAUCUAAUUCCUUUUACCAGGAGAAAGACAUGCUCUCAAACUGCAGACAAAACACCUUAGGACAUAACACACAGACCUCAAUCGCUCAGGAUUUUAGUUCUGAGCAGGGCAGGACUGCGCCCCAGGACCAGAAAGCCAGUAUCCAGAUUUACCCCUGGAUGCAGCGAAUGAAUUCGCACAGUGUGUAUUUUGUGCCCGGAUCUCUAGGGGUCGGCUAUGGAGCGGACCGGAGGCGCGGUCGCCAGAUCUACUCGCGGUACCAGACCCUGGAACUGGAGAAGGAAUUUCACUUCAACCGCUACCUAACGCGGCGCCGGCGCAUCGAGAUCGCCAACGCGCUCUGCCUGACCGAGCGACAGAUCAAAAUCUGGUUCCAGAACCGCCGGAUGAAGUGGAAAAAAGAGUCUAAUCUCACGUCCACGCUCUCAGGGGGCGGCGGAGGGGCCGCGGUCGACAGCCUGGGCGGAAAAGAGGAAAAGCGGGAAGAGACAGAAGAGGAGAAGCAGAAAGAGUGACCAGGACUGUUCCUGCCACCCCUCUCUCUCCUGCUCCCUCGCUCCCCCCAACUCCCUCCUAAUCACACACUCUGUAUUUAUCACUGGCACAAUUGAUGUUCGGACUUCCUGAGACAAAAUUCGGGAGUCAAAUAUGGACCUGAAAAGUCAGCUCUGGACCCCCUCCCUCACCGCACAGACUCUUUCACAAGGCGCCUCCUCCUGCUCCCUCGCUAGUUCGUUCUCGGCUCGUCUGCAGGCCCCUUCCCUCGCCCAGGCCUUGGGGCUCGUGCCUGAACCUCGCCUCAGACUCCACAGAUCUCCCUCCAAACGAGGACUUGGCCUCCCACCCUCUCGGCGCCCCCCACCCGCGCCCCCGCGCAAAAAGCCGGCUCCCGGGCCCGGGAGCCUCCGCUCCCUGGCCUCAUGGCCCGGCGUGGCAGCCGGGGAGGGCGGGAGGCCCAAGUAGGGCGCGUGGUGGUCCCACAGCAACCCCCAGAGCCUGCCCGCAGCCCCCGCCUGGCCCCUCUGCCCCAGCAAAUGCCCAACCCAGGCGAAUUGUAUUUAAAGAAUCCUGGGGAUCAUUAUGGCAUAUUACAAACUGUGACCAUUUCUGUGUGAAUAUUUUUAGCUGUAUUUGUGGUCUCUGUAUUUAUAUUUAUGUUUAGCACCGUCCGUGUUCCAAUCCCAUCUUAAAAAGGAAAAAAAAAAGAGGGAAAAGUACAAAAA